UCUUUGAGUGGACACUCCCCCAUCUUGUCUAAAGACAGAGUGAGUCCAGUCUGCCACAGGCUGUCGAAACCGGACAACUCUCCUGCCAAGGUGGAGAGCUGUACUGCAAGAGACAAUCAAAGGAGGGUUUCAGCUGCAGAACAUCCUACACUCCCUCAUCAAUAUGGGGGCUGUCAUCUCUCGGUGGAAGGCUAAACCAUCCACUGUGGAGAUUUUGGAAGGGAUCGAUAAGGAAAUACAGACCCUUGAGGAGUACGGUGAGAAGUAUCAGAAGCAGUUGAAGAUAUGGGUUGGGCGGCUGAUUCUCUACUCAUCUCUGCUCUACCUGAUCAUGUGUAUUGUGGUGUAUUCCUGGUACCUGCCUGAACAGAUGAUGGGGCGGCUCAUAUUGGCUCUUCCCUUUCUAAUAUUUCCUUUAAUAGUGUGGUUACUUCGAAAACUACUUAUAAUUAUCUUUUCACGGAGAACUGAAAAAAAUAAUGACAAAUUAGAGGAUCUUAAAGCACAAAAAAGGAAAAUACUUGAAGAAGUUAUGGAAACUGAGACGUAUAAAAAUGCUAAAAUGAUUCUGGAGAGAUUCGAUCCUGAUUCCAAGAAAAAAAUGGAGCUGGAAUCCACUCCAGUUGGACCACAGAUGACUCCAAAACCAGGACAAGAGCUUCGCCAGCGCAAUGUCAUCCCCCAAACCCCCACACUGGUGGUGAAUAGUGGAGGAGCUGCUACACGCCCUCCUCUUGCCUCUGGGCCCACCUAUCCUGGCCGAUCUUCCCACUCUGCUCCAGGUGGACCCCCAGAGAGGGGCCUGUCGGCUAUAGCUGCUCAGCAGAGCUUGAUGAGGAGGCCUGUGACCCCUGGAACACCUGUUCCAGGAAUCGGGAUGCACCCUCCAGGCCCACCCCUGGCCAGACCCGUGCUCCCAAGGGAUCGAGGCGCUAUGGACAGAGUUAUCGAGUAUCUUGUUGGCGAUGGCCCUCAGAACAGAUUUGCUCUCAUAUGUCAGCAGUGUCUCUCCCAUAACGGCAUGGCAUUAAAGGAGGAAUUUGAAUACGUUGCCUUCCGAUGCGCAUAUUGUUACUUCUUGAACCCCGCGAGAAAGAUCCGGCCUCAGGCACCCCGACUGCCCGAGGUCACAGGAGAGCAGAAAGAGUCAUCUGAUGCCCCCUUACCAGCGUCUGCUGCUGACAUAGAUGAAGACCACUCUGUUUUAGAGAAAAGCAAGCUUGCUGACGUCUCUGCUGAAACAGACCCCCAAGGGCCGGACACACCAACGACCACAGAGCCCAGCUGUGCGUCAGACAGCCAGAGCACUCCAGAGUCACAAGAGCCACCCUCAGAAAAAUCUGAUGGAGAGCAAGAUUUGUCUGCCAUGGAGGUGGAAUAAAAACAAGGUGGUGUAGUGAUUUCAACACUUGUAAUACUGGAUCUUUGAAGAAAUAGCAGUUAACUUGUAAGCUAAUGCCGUGAGUUGGAAUAACACAGGAAUAAACCAGCAUCUGAUGUGAUUAUUCUUUUAAACUUACAGAACAGAAUGUCCUUUUCUUUUGAGAAAUGUUUUUAUAGCCUGCACAGUAGUUAUGAAUUGAAAUAUAUAGAGCAUGGCAUUCGGUAGCAUCACCAAACGAUCCUCUUAUCCAGUAUGGUGAUGUGUCCAACCCAAUUUCACAAUAUGUAAUGGAGGGCGUUUAGGAUUAAGAUGGUAUGGAUGUUACAAAAAAAAUCUCCAUAUAUCACAGGAAAAGUUAAUGUUGUCUAUAUUUUCCAUAUUUUAUUUAUUUUGGAAUAUUUUUGGAUGAUUCUAGCUAAAUUAAUUUGAAACCGCUGAAACAAAACAAUAACUUUUGUGGGUAAAUCAAAUUGUAUUUAUGGGAAAUUAUUUAUUAAUAGUUUACUGUAAUGCUAUGCCAUUCAUGACAGUGUUUACGAGGCUACUUUGCUACACGGUAGUGCUAAAACAUGUUUACACAACCUUGAUACAAUGAUAGGACUGCACAGUUAUUUAUUGCUUAAAGGGAGGAAAUGAGAUUUAUGCCAGUACUGUUCACCUGCCCAAAGUGCCUUUUAUAAGAUGUAAGCGUCUGCUUCAGAGUAUUGUACAUGAAACCUAUUUACAUACAGACAGUAAUGUCAUUUAAGUGUUUACAGACAGAAUGUGUUCGUUGAAUGUCAGAAUCCAUUUGCUGUAUGAAUAAUAAAUAAACUUUGCAGAAAAUUUA
Labrus bergylta (ballan wrasse) is the source of this 2213-nucleotide messenger RNA. It is a transcript of the gene lnpka, whose product is annotated as limb and neural patterns a. Lineage: Eukaryota; Metazoa; Chordata; Actinopteri; Labriformes; Labridae. Gene Ontology annotation, biological process: endoplasmic reticulum tubular network organization. The record is from RefSeq and is a predicted model, not a curated record. Gene Ontology annotation, cellular component: endoplasmic reticulum tubular network.